GUAGUGUUCUUCAAGAUACUCAUUGGUGUCUGUCUUCUGAAGGUGUGCACAAGUUGUGAGGACAACGCAGGAACCAUUGGCUUUUGUGUGGAGUGCGGAGAAUGGCUAUGUAAGACCUGCGUGGAGGCCCACCAGAGGGUGAAAAUCACAAAGGACCACAAGAUUCACACAAAGGAGGAUGCUGACACUGCCUCUGAGUCUGUUGGUGCUUCAGGACAGAGGCCUGUUUUCUGUCCCAUCCACAAGCAGGAGCCACUCAAGCUUUUCUGUGAGACCUGUGACACUUUGACCUGCAGGGACUGCCAGCUGCUGGAGCACAAGGAGCACAGGUACCAAUUCCUGGAGGAGGCUUGCCAACACCAGAAAGGCCUCAUUGAGUCCAAAGUUGCCCAGCUACAGGAGAAGAAGAACUACGUCCAUUAUUCUAUCAACCAGGUUCAAAGCAGGUUAAAAGAGCUGAAUCAGACCCACAAGAAGGUGGAGCAUGAGAUCAAAAUUGCAGUAUUUACUCUCAUUAAUGAGAUCAACAAGAAGGGCAAGUCUCUGCUGCAGCAGUUGGAGGGUGUGACCAAAGAGCGCAGCAUGAGGCUCGUGGCUCAGCACAAAGAUACCACCCGCCUGGCCCAACAGAUCCACCAUGUGCUGAACUUCUGCCACUGGGCCAUUAACACUGGCAGCCACACUGCGCUGCUCUACAGCAAGAGGCUGAUCCUAUACCAGCUUCAUCAGCGCCUUCAGUCAGCACUAGAGCCAGUACCCAAAGCCAAUGGUGAGGUGCGCUUCUUCUGUGACCCAACCUUCUGGGCCAAAAACGUUGUGAAUCUAGGUAAUUUGUUGAUUGAGAAAGCACCUGCACAACCACCCAAUGUAAUGGUAGGAGGACCACCCAUUUCACCGGGUCAGGGUCACCCAGGCAAACACCAGGGACAGAUCAAUCUUGCCCAGCUCCGGCUGCAGCACAUGCAGCAGGCAGCCUACGCACAACAGAAACAACACCAUCAGCAUCAGCAGCAGCAUCAGCAGCAGCAGCAGCAACAGCACCAGCAGCAGAUCCAGCAACAGAUGCGCAUAGCCUCUCAAAUGUCCCAGCAGCAUGCCAGACAGGCCGGCCAACCCAUGGUGCAGCAGCAGCCUCCACGGCUCAUCAGCAUGCAGCAGCUACCGAGAGGGCCUGGGGGUAUGAAUGGUGGGCCAGGUCCUCCCAUGUACCCAAAUUCCCACCAUAUGCGUCUCCCGGGUCCAACGCAGGGGGGGCGAAUGCCAACAGCUCAGCCAAGACAUAACGGGCAGCAGUAUCCACCAAUGAUGCAGCCUCAGCUUCAAAGACAGAUGUCUAUAGAAUCUGAGAUGAGCCACCAAAGGUUUCGUUUCUUACUACAAUCAGGGCAUUCCAACCCGGGGCACGCAGGCCCUUUUCCGGUAGCAUCCCUCCAUAAUGCCAACCCCACAAGUCCCACCAGUGCCAGUAUGGCUGGUGCCCACGCCCACCGUGGCCCUGCCAGUCCCAUCAUCGGUCCUAUCGAGCUCAUCCCCUCCGUCACCAAUCCAGAGAACCUGCCCUGCCUACCUGAGAUCCCUCCUAUUCAGUUGGAGGACGCAGGUUCCAGCAGCCUGGGUCACCUCUUAACUCGCUACAUCUCAGCCAGCACACAGCAGCAGCUCGGCUCAGUGGACAUGAACCCCUCUCCUGGACUCUCGUCUCACUCUUCUGGAUCUUCAGGUCUGUCAAAUGCCCACACACCAGCAAGACCCUCCAGCACGUCAAGCACAGGCAGCCGAGGCAGCUGUAGCUCUGCAGGGAGGGCUGGGGCAGGAAGCGGAGCAGCUGUGGAGCAGGUGAAGGUGAAGCAGGAGCCAGGAACAGACGACAGCUACAGCUGCCCAGCUACAUCUAUGAAGACAGAGCGAGGAAAAGAUGCCGGGAGAAGUGCCUGCAUGAUGAGCAGUCCGGAGAACAGUCCCCUUCCUGUAGUGGGGUCUGUAUCUGCAGGCCUAGAUGCUCUCAGGGCUGUAGGAGAGCGCAUCAAAACAGAACCCACAUCUGACACUCCUUGUUCGGGACUUAACGGCUCCAGUGCCACAACCUCUUCCUCUUCCAACACCACUACCUCAUUAUCCUCUGAGAAAAGAAGCAGCACAGCGCUGACUAAUGGAAACGUUGACAAGGGGACGGAGGCCAAAGGAGGCGGUGCAGCUUCUGCAACGGGCAACUCUGGUGGGAAAGAGGAUGACCCCAAUGAAGACUGGUGCGCUGUCUGUAUUAAUGGUGGUGACCUGCUUUGCUGUGACCGCUGUCCUAAAGUGUUCCACAUGAAAUGCCAUGUGCCCACCAUAAAAAUAUUUCCAAAGGGUGACUUUCUCUGCACGUUUUGCCGGAGUGUCAACAUCCCUGAAAUCGAGUACUGUGACGACAGUAAGAAAAUCACAGCAGUGCAAAGCCUGAAUCCAGAGGACCAAAGGAGAUGUGAACGCCUCCUGCUGCACAUCUUUUGUCAUGAGCUCAGCGUGGGCUUCAGGGAACCUGUCCCUAGCUCUGUGCCGAACUACUACAAAAUAAUCAAGCAGCCGAUGGACCUGAAGAAAGUGAAGAAGAAGCUUCAGUUACGGAACUCCCAGUACUACCAGUCCAUCCAGGACUUUGUGUCCGAUAUGCGUCUGGUUUUCAAGAACUGUGCAAAUUACAACGAGAUGUCUCGAAUUAUCCAGGUUUAUGAUGAGGAGAAACAGAUUAAUAAUCAGGUGGGAUCAGAGAUGGCGAUAUCCGGCAAGGCAGUGAGCCUUUACUUUGAGGAGAAGUUAUCGGAGAUCUUCCCGGGGCAGAACUUCCCUGAAACACCCGAGUCCGAGUCCAUGGACACGCAGGCAAAGGAGGACAACGACACAGACGACUCCGAGGAGGACUUCAUACAGCCGAGGCGCAAACGUUUAAAAACAGAUGAGAAAGUGCUCCACAUAAAGUGAGAACAAGCCUCAAGAGAAACAAGAGAAGGGAAAAACUGUCUUCCUCAUGAACAACACUUCUUAUUUGUUUGAGGCAGCAUAUUAAAAGGACAAGACUUGCUUGUACAAACUGCUUGGUUUAUCUCAUCCUUGCCUUCAAAAGAAUUAUUCUCAAUUCCAAUAGACGUCUGCCUUCCUUAGAACUCUGGAGGACGGACACAUAGAAGAGCAGCAUCCCUCCGCAUUUCAUGGACACUCAAGAACUCGCCUGUACAGCGUUUUGAAGUAGGACUUGUUUUGCAGUAGUUAAUGAUUGGUUGUUUCUUUUCUAUCAUUCAUUUUCAUUUGUAGAGUUGUUGUGAAAGUUGCUUUAUAAAACAUUUUAAUUCCCUGUUUCCAA
Labrus bergylta (ballan wrasse) is the source of this 3340-nucleotide messenger RNA. Lineage: Eukaryota; Metazoa; Chordata; Actinopteri; Labriformes; Labridae. The record is from RefSeq and is a predicted model, not a curated record.